Messenger RNA from Xenopus laevis (African clawed frog), 2960 nucleotides. It is a transcript of the gene wipi1.S, whose product is annotated as WD repeat domain, phosphoinositide interacting 1 S homeolog. Gene Ontology annotation, molecular function: phosphatidylinositol-3-phosphate binding. The record is from RefSeq and is marked provisional. Gene Ontology annotation, biological process: protein localization to phagophore assembly site; response to stress. Gene Ontology annotation, cellular component: autophagosome; endosome; cytoskeleton. Lineage: Eukaryota; Metazoa; Chordata; Amphibia; Anura; Pipidae.
CGGGCGGAUGCCACCCGGGACCGGGAUAGUGCUGGAGCCCAAGAGGCCGGGGAGGAAUGGAGACCGGAGGGGGCGGAGAUGGAACCGGGGACAUUUGCUGUCUGUCCUACAACCAGGACUGCACGUCCGUGGCUAUUGGCAUGAGGUCUGGCUACAAACUCUACUCUCUAAGCAAUGUUGAGCGGCUGGAUCUUGUGCACGAGAGCUGUGAGGCGAAGGAUGUUUACAUCGUGGAACGCCUUUUCUCCAGCAGUCUGGUGGUAGUGGUGAGUCAUGCCAAACCACGCCAGAUGAACGUGCUCCACUUCAAGAAAGGCACAGAAAUCUGCAACUAUAACUACUCUGACAAUAUCUUAUCCAUCAGGCUGAACCGCCAAAGGCUGAUUGUAUGUUUGGAAGAAUCAAUCUACAUUCAUAAUAUUAAGGACAUGAAACUGCUAAAGACUUUGCUAGACACCCCACGGAACCCACAUGGCCUCUGUACUCUGUCUAUAAACCAUUCCAACUCCUACCUGGCGUAUCCCGGCAGCUCCUCCACAGGAGAAGUCUCCUUGUACGAUGCCAACUGUUUGAAAUGUGAGUGCACUAUCCCAGCCCAUGACAGCCCACUUGCUGCUAUUGCCUUCAACUCUACGGGAACAAAACUGGCCAGUGCUUCAGAGAAAGGUACAGUCAUUCGCGUCUUUUCCAUUCCUGAUGGGCAGAAGCUUUAUGAGUUCCGCAGAGGAAUGAAGAGAUAUGUGAACAUUAGCUCUUUAGUAUUCAGUAUGGAUUCCCAGUUCCUCUGCGCCUCCAGCAACACAGAGACUGUCCAUGUCUUCAAACUGGAACAACUGCCAGAGAGGUCAGAAGAGAAUGCCUCCUGGACGGGCUAUAUGGGAAAGAUGUUUAUGGCUGCUUCAAACUACCUCCCAACACAAGUAUCUGACAUGAUGAACCAGGAUCGCGCCUUUGCCACAGUCCGUCUAAAUUUUUCAGGACAGAAAAACGCAUGCACCUUGGUCACAAUUCAGAAGCUGCCUCGGCUCCUGGUGACCUCGUCCAGCGGCCAUCUUUAUGUGUAUAACCUGGAUCCCCAGGAUGGGGGCGAGUGCGUUCUUAUCAAGAAACACAGCCUGUUGGGUUCAGCAAAGUCGGAGACAGAUGGAGACAGUGACGCUGAGAGCCCUGUACCAGUUUCCUAUGCUGCUACUGUGGCCAGGCCCAGCUCUGCCCCUGCUCUAUCCACCAUAACAGGUUACUCUGAAGACGGGGGCACCCUGCGAGGAGAGGUUAUUCCGGAACACGAACUGGCGGUUGGACCCGUUUGCCUAGACGAUGAGAAAGAAUUCCCACCUGUGAGCAUUAAGAACCCCUAAACCCAUAGCAGAUCUGGGUUAAUGGGUCAGAGGGGAAACCAAGUACUGUUUAAUUCUAAGGGACAAUCAGCUGAGGUUUGGUGACUGCUAUUCAUGUGGAUUUGGUACUGUUGUAUGCUUGAUAGAAAUAGUGGCUUUUGUUUCUAGUAAGUGAUACAAGGUCCGAACCUAGUUCCACCUGAGUGCUGUCCGAGAACCAUGUGGUUUUAUUCUAUCUGUAUCUGCCAGUUAUGGCUGCUGGUGUUAGCUGCCCUUACAGCAGCCAUAUUGGCUUUAGCCUGGAAUAAUAUCACACAGCAGUGAUGUAAUAUUAGGUGCCUUGCGGAUUUUUAUUCCAAACAGUGUUACACCCAGUGGAAGUAGUGCAGAGAAUAAGCACAAAGAAGUUCCAUCUUUUUUUUUUUAUCAUUUUAUAGAUUUUAUUGAUCACCAAGCAGCCAUUUUUAUUCCCACACGAGAUUUAUAUGUGGCAACUAUUCCCUAUUACACACGAUGAGCUAUAUAGAAACUGCACACCCUGGUGACCAGGUUACAUUUCCUUACAACACUUUUUUUUAUAAUAAUAUGCAUGCUGCCAUCUUGAAUUUUUUUUUAGGCUGGCACACAGGUCUUACAUUUUAAAUGUAAAAGUUACAAAUGUGUGUGUAUAUUAUAUAUAUAUAUAUAUAUAUAUAUAUAUAUGUGUAUGAGAGCUGCCAUGUUGCUUCCCAGACCCAGGGGGACAUUUAAUUUGCGAAGAGUACAUUUUUCCUUCUGUACUUAAAUGCCCGUAACCGUCUGCUAGAAUAGUGGGGUUAUUCCUGGUAUAUAUUAAAUGUAUAUCUGUGGCAUUCCAUUUCCACUCCUAUCAUCCUUAGCUAGCUACCUGGGGGGGGCACUUUUGGGUCAUGAAUUUUGCAACACAGAAGGGUGGGAUUAAUUCUCCUUUAACCAUGUCAUGCUCUUUCGUACCAAUGCCUGUCCGUAUGAUUUUGCAGCCAUAUUGGAGCACAAUGCCUUGUUACCCCUAAUGCUUCCUUGCGUACAGUCGCAUUUAUAACACACCCUGCCGGCCGCCCUGGAGAGUAAGCUGCUGUGUUGGUUUCUGAUUUUUGGUAGAUAAGUUUGUGCCGUGGAAGUCAGAAGGUGAGCGAUGGAAGGCCGUGACCAGAAGCAGGAGGGGGUUUGGGACAGAGGUCGGAAGAUCGGCUCGUCUAACUCAAAACAAACAAUUCCUAAAUUCAGUAGGUGCUGCAUUCUAUGUAUUGCUAUCCCCACGUGGCUGCACCCCCAUAGACAGCCUUAUACCUCCUUUUUAUUUAGUCAAGGAAGGGUGUGCUAUAAAUGGGACUGUAUUGCGCAUACGGAUACAGACGCGCCACCGUGCAGACUCACUCAUAUAGUAUUUUUUAUUUAUCCCUUUUUUAUAUAAAGUGGUAUUUGCCUAAUUUAUGCAAAUUUUAUUUAUACAAAUGUCCGUGUAUUGGAAGCUCCAAAUAUCUAAUUUUAUGUAUUAUUCCUGUUCAUAGAGCAAUAUAUUCGCAUUGUACCCUGCAAGUUACUCGUGUGCAGAACAAAACUAAAAAAAAAACAUGUAGAUGAAGAAUAAAACCCUGCAAUGAA